AUGACAAAUCCCUGGGAAGUGAAUGAUGCCGAAUACCAGAAGAACGUGGCAAUGUUCGGUCAGUUGACCGCCGGACAACCUUAUAUGGAUGCAGUCACCGCGAGAAACGCCCUCAUGCGAAGUAAUUUACCCACACAAGUUUUGUCACAGAUCUGGGCACUAUCAGACCUCGAUAAAGAUGGGCGAUUGGAUAUCCGAGAAUACUCGAUUGCGAUGAGACUUGCGUUCAAUUGUCUAGCUGGAAUGCCUUUACCACCACAACUUCCACCUUCUCUUCUCAUCGUCCCUGCCAGAAGCACCCCAGUACAUCAUCCAAUGCAACAAUGGCCUGGUAGUCGGCAUGGAAGUGUGGACUACUCGCAAACCCUUCCAGCUGGAAUGGAUCGAAGAAUGUCUCAAUCACAGGCCUAUCCAUCAGGACCCCCGCCAGUCGCCGCGUACACACCUUCUGCUCCGGUUUCUAUCGCUGGAACUCCGUCUAGACAUAACUCGAUUUCUGCGGGCAGUCCGUUGUCAACUGACAGAAGUGUGUUUGAUGGGAGACAACUCGAGAAUUGGGCGAUUCCUCAUCAUAAUAAACUGAAAUACUCGCAACUGUUCAAUGCGCUUGACAAGGAUCGAAUGGGAUCAUUGAGUAGUCAAGUUGGAAGAAGUGCUCUUGGGCUAUCGGGUCUACCGACGAAUGUUUUGGCUCAUAUUUGGUUUCUGUCGGAUGUGAAUAAGGAUGGCAAGUUGUCAGUUGAUGAGUAUUCCAUAUCUCAGUAUAUGAUUGAGAUGUUCAAGAGUGGAUACUCUCUUCCAAAAGUGACGCCACCGGAACUCGUCCGAAUGUGUGGAAUCUCUUCUAGAUCUGCAAAUAACACGCCUGAACUCGAACCUGGCGCCGAGCCUCCUCAGAAGACACCGGCACCGAAAACGUUUGAGGACAAGAGACAGGAUAAUUUGUCGAAGGGACAAGCCGAGCUGGAGAGACGACGAAAAAUCCUCGAGGAAGAGGAGCAAAGACGGCGUGCUGAAGUGGAGAAGAAGGAAAGAGAGGAGGAAGCGAAGAGAGAAAGAGAACGGAUGGAGAAGGAACGACAGGCGGAAGCUGAACGACAAGCGGAGAUAGAAAGGAUGAGGAUGUUGGAAGUUCAGAGGGAAGAAGAGGAGAGGAAAAGAAGGGCGGAGUUUGAGAAAAGGAAGGAGGAAGAGGAGAAGGUUAGGAAAGUACAAAUGGAGAAGGCGAAGGUGAAACAGAUGCAGAAUCAAAAGCAACAAGAAAAUGAGCGACUGGCACAACGGCAACAGCGAGAAAAGACUCUACAAUUCCAGCUGCAAGCACUUGAUGAAAAGGCGACAGAUGUUGAAAUGGAUAUUGGAAAAGCAAAGGAAGCAGUGGCCGAUGUGACUGGAUCCAUUGAGAAUAUGAGGUCGACAAGAGAUGAGAAGGUCGCGAAAAUCAAAGAUUUGCAGGAGAUCAACCAGAAGACAGCCAUCGAAUCUCAAGAACUCAGUCACCAACUUCUUCAAAAACAAUCGGCUCACAAAGAAACGACGCAACGAAAGAAUGAAUUGGAAGCGUUGAGAAGAAGACGUGAUGGGAUGAGAAAAGCAAUCGAAGAUGCUGCUCUGGAACUGUCCGCAGAGAAAGAGAAGACUUAUAAUCAAACGGAGACGUUGAAGUCGAAAAAAGAGAAAUAUCAAGGAGAUGUGUACUCGAAGUUGAUAGCGAAGAGAGAGGAGUAUCGGAAGAUGUUCGAAUUAUAUGUUCAUGCUCAAACUCAUGCGAAGAGCAAGAUUGGAGAGUUAGAAGCGAGUCGAGUUCAAGUUGCACCAGCUUCACAGGCUCCACCUCCACCUGUUCAGACGAAUGGAGGAGAAGCUAGUACAAACUUCAAUGAUGCAUUUGCUGAAUUUGAUAGAACUGAUGCGAGUCAAAAGUUUGAUGCGGAUUUUGGAGGAUCCUCGAAUGUGGAUCCAUUCGGAUCAGUUCAAGCACCAGAUGCUGGUCACUCGAAAGGAGCUGUUGAUCAAUCGUCUUUCAAUAUCCAUGACACUCAUAAGUGUCGUGCUUUGUUUGCAUUCGAAGCGAGAUCUGAAGACGAGUUGUCGUUUGAGCCCGGAGACGUCAUUAUUGUAUUCCAAUCCCAUGCCGCUGAACCUGGAUGGCGAGCCGGUCAACUUCGCGAAAAGGUCGGAUGGUUCCCGGAAGCGUUCGUAGAAUCUAUAGCAGCUGUGCCGACGCCAGGCGAUGGACCACCAAUUCAGAAUAUGCCUCCGAAUAUGACACCGAGCUCGUCAAUUGAUCAAAUUGGUGCGAGAGCUGCGAGGAAGGCUGAAAUUGCCGCAGCAAUGGGAGGAGGUGGAUCAGUUGAUGUUCCAGCAGUCGCCGCCCCAAUAACUAUCAUUGCACAGUGUGUUGCACAAUUCCAGUGGAGAGCUAGGAAUGAGGAUGAUUUGUCAUUUGCAAAGGGUGACAUUAUUGAGGUGAUAGAGAAGCAAGAAAUGAAAUGGAAGGGACGAAAUCCUGCUGGAGAAAUCGGAUGGUUCCCGAAAAGUUAUGUGAAAGAGACUGGAUCCACACCGGUAACUUCUCCAUCCAAGCCCGUAGCCUCCCCACCAACCAAUGGAGGACCCAGUGCUCAAUACGAUGUUGUUCCAGCAGAUAUGACGAUUCCAGGAGGACAAGGAGACGGCGAGAUCUACACGGUGAUCUACGAUUUCGAGGCUGUCGAAUCAACGGAUUUAGCGCUGAAUGUUGGUGACACUAUUGUGGUGCUCGAGAAGAACGAUGAAUGGUGGAAAGGGCGUUGCAACGGAAAAGAAGGAAUAUUCCCAGCGAAUUACGUGGAAAGAUCAACUGCAGCAGCCGUCCCAACUUCACCGUCACAACCCAUUGCUGCUGCUCCCGCACCCCCUCCAACAGUUCUUUGUGAAGCAAAAGUGAUCGUAGACUUCACCGCAUCCGCACCAAAUCAAUUGGGAAUCAAAGUGGGAGAGAUUAUUAAAAUCCGUGAGAAGUCUGCAGCUGGUUGGUGGGAAGGAGAAUUGAUUCGAGAUGGAAAACCGAUUGCUGGAUGGUUCCCGGGAGAUUAUGUGAAGGUUAUUGAGGCGACGACCCCGACUUCGCCGUUGAAAGGAGUUAGAGCUUGUGCUCUUUACGAUUAUGAUGCGUCGCAGGCUGAUGAGCUCACUUUCAAGACGGGAGAAGUGAUAAUUAUCACGGAUCAAUCGGAAGCUGAGUGGUGGAGUGGGCAUCGAGCACAAGAACCAUCGAAAUCUGGACUUUUCCCUUCGAAUUAUGUAGAAUUGAAAUAA
Molecule: messenger RNA, 3300 nt
Organism: Caenorhabditis remanei
Lineage: Eukaryota; Metazoa; Nematoda; Chromadorea; Rhabditida; Rhabditidae
Exons: 6
Coding region: 1-3300 (1099 amino acids)
Biological process (GO): endosomal transport; clathrin-dependent synaptic vesicle endocytosis
Cellular component (GO): clathrin-coated pit; presynaptic membrane; cytoplasm
Molecular function (GO): protein binding; calcium ion binding; molecular adaptor activity
Source: RefSeq, a predicted model, not a curated record